Molecule: messenger RNA, 979 nt
Organism: Xenia sp. Carnegie-2017
Lineage: Eukaryota; Metazoa; Cnidaria; Anthozoa; Malacalcyonacea; Xeniidae
Exons: 4
Coding region: 18-689 (223 amino acids)
Source: RefSeq, a predicted model, not a curated record
CAUAUACACAAUAAAAUAUGAGUUCUUCAAGCAGUGAAAGCGAACGCAGUUCGGAUACUGAAAACUCAGAUAUGGCAAAUGAAAAUUUACUUUCGAAUUCCGGCGAUGAGGAUACAAUUGUGGCUAAUUCAGUUGUAAAUCCUUACGAAAAUGAACCUCUUGCGAACGCAGUCGGAGAGAAUUUUGUGUCGGUCGAAGAAGACGCAGAUGGCUUAGAACCUCGAACAUUGGAAGCGAGGUUCGAAGGAACCGUUCAGUUAGAUAAGUGGUGUGCAUGUAGCUUGUGUCGUACUCAACUGCUGACAGAUGCCAUUGAAUACCGUUGUUGUCAAGAGGUUGGGCCUACUUUACAUAAACUGGUAUUCGAUGGUAGCAUUGAAAAAAUUAGCUGUGUUACUCUUCACGAAGAGUACACGAUUAUGACACAUGCUACAGUCUUGAAGAAUGUUGGCUCACUUCUAAGAGACCAAGAUGGAAGGUCAUACAAGCGUCGUAGAAUACAUGAAAAUGAAUACUUGAGAGCAGUUGCAUACCGUUGGGUCAUUCGAUGGCUGUGUGGAUGCCUUGGUUGGGAAAAUUCUAGACCAUUACCUGCAUGUAUCUACACAGACAUCCGAAAACGAUUUCCAUUACGAAAUCCCCUAGGCCAAGAACAUGCUGGCUACAAGUCAGCACAGGAAAGAAACUGAUAGAAAAUGCACUGGCCAUACCUAUUAUACAUGGUAGCAUGAACAACUUACAUGUGGGAAACAAUGGUGUUGAAGAUAGUUGUUUCCUAUCCAAAUGCCGUUGGAUUGCCUCAGUUUUGGAAAUUCGAUCCGAGAACGUUUUGUUUAAGGCUUCUGGGACUUUUUCCUUAUACUUCUUAAAUAUGUUGUCCAUGGAUUCCUCACAACUAAGAACCAUGACAUUUUUGAUUUCAUUAACAUAGUCUGGAAAAAUGACAAGUGGUUAGAUGUGUAAGUCAAGAGUACCAAUG